Molecule: messenger RNA, 153 nt
Organism: Dictyostelium purpureum
Lineage: Eukaryota; Evosea; Eumycetozoa; Dictyosteliales; Dictyosteliaceae
Exons: 1
Coding region: 1-153 (50 amino acids)
Source: RefSeq, a predicted model, not a curated record
AUGAAAUUUUUUAAUAAUGUAAUUAUAUUUUUAAUAGUAUGUGCUGCUUCAUUUAUCAAUUGUCAAGAAACUCCAAUUUUUAAAGCAUACAGACCAACUGCUGAGGGAGUUGAAGGACAAGCGGUAGAAGGAUGGACUAUAUUUUGGUUAUAA